Molecule: messenger RNA, 2562 nt
Organism: Schistosoma margrebowiei
Lineage: Eukaryota; Metazoa; Platyhelminthes; Trematoda; Strigeidida; Schistosomatidae
Source: the annotation of a GenBank genome assembly
CAAGGAUUUCUACGAGUUUAAAUAUUUUUUGCAUUUACACUUGUUGGAUCUUCCUCGUAGACUUCCCCACGUACCAUGUCAGAAGGCUAUAUUUUGGCUGCUCUUGAAUUCUUGAUACAAUAUGGUGGAACUCAAAGUAUUAAAGACUUGUGGGUACUAAUGUGUAACAAAUUCCACCAAGCUUCUGAUUUUAAACAUGGUGUUGGAAAAAGUCAUCAUAGUUUCGAGAAAUUUUUGUUAUCUAACCCAACAAUCUUUAAUGUUGCUGAUAAUGUCGUUUGUCUUACUGAUAUUAGCAACCCUUUAGAAAACGAAAGGGACUACUCACAUCAGUAUAAUAGUCGUUGCAAUAAUACUUCUCUUAAAAAUUCAAAAAAUAUCCGAAGUAAAUACACCAUAGAGUCAGAGGCUUCAGCCGUUCGAUAUUUCCAAGAACAGUUGUUGAGAAAACCAGAACGAUGGGUCCCAAUAAGAAACUUGGCUGGACAUUUAUCACAGGCAUCUCCUCAUAUUAGACUAUGUGUGGGACCGCAGUCCGAAUUUCUUAAUUUUUUGACGCGGCACUCACUCAUCUUUGAAAUUCAGGGUGAUCUGGUUGGAUUAAGGAACAGAACCAAAAUAGUUUCCUGCACACCUCAACAAUCUAUUAAUAAAAAGAAAGGAGUACGGCCACUGUCAUCACAUUUUCCCGAUGAUCUACACCGGAUAUCUGUUCCUUGUUCUCGUAUAGACAAUAAUUUCUUCAGUCUUCACCGUACUGGCCACGAGGAACCGGCACCUAAAUCGCAAAGUGAAGAUAAUAUUAUUGUGUGUUUAGACGACUGCAAAGCUAUAUCUUGGGUAAUGUACGUCAUAAAACAUAACCUAAAAGAUGAAAUUAUGAUUUCAAGAUUACUUGCAGAGCUUUCAAAUGCCCCUGAUUUGGUGAGGAAUUGUAUUGGUUGGACUCAGAUUGAGCUUUCGGAGUUUCUCAAAAAAUAUAACAGGAUAUUCACUGUUGAUGAGAUUACCGGUGUCGUCGCAGUACACUACACAAAAAAACUUAAUAUUUUUGUUGCCUCAAGGCAUAUAAAUGAUUCUUCUAAUGGCCUAAUACUUUCUCAAAAGGGUUGCAUCUUUUGUGUAAACAGGCUAUGGGGGAUAAUUGAUCUCGGAUUUCAUGAACAUGUCUUCUUCGACAGAUCGCUAUUCAAGAAUGUUACAGACCUGACUAAACAUUUCAAGAUUAAAGAAGUAGUUUAUUUCAAUGCAAUUUUAGCACCUAAAGAUUCUCGUGCAAAAUGGCGUGCUACAUGUGUUUGGAAAGAAACUGAUCAAAUAAUUAAUCAGUUAGCUAAAGUCAAUUAUUCUGAUAAUAAUACUACUACUAAUAAUAAUAACGGUAAUUUACAACAUUCUGAUACUCAUUCUCGUCAACAUCAUCAUCAACAACAACAACUUAAUGAUGAUCCUGAUUCCGGUUUAGAUAAUUCUGAUGAAAUAAUAGAUCCCAAAAAAAAUAAAUUGAACGAUGAUCCAAUCAAUAAAAGAGAUCAGUCACUCAAGUCUUUAUUUGAUGAAGAUAAUAUGUCAGUAGAGUAUGAAUUUAUUAUUAAACAGUUUGCUAAUGUACGUAUGGCUGAUGUUUGGGAGAUUGAACAGUUUACAAGUCAGUUAAAAUGUACAAAUUCAGAUGUGCUCAAUAGUAAUACUAAUAGUACUGUUGUGAAUCAUAGCAAUAAUAAUAAUCAGUAUAAUCAUAUCAAAGAUCAUCAUCGUCUAUCAUCAUUGUCACAAUAUAAUCCAAUUGAUCAUGAACGUAGUUUAUCAAUUAGUAAUGAAUCACUGUCUGAUCUAAAUACAUUAUCUGAAAUACCUAGUAUUAUGUCUGGUAUACAACUGGAACCACCAUCGACAAUAGCAUCUUUAAAUUACUCUGAACAUGAAACUGAUCAUGGUGACAGUCCAAGACAAUUAUAUAAACUACCUACUCAUAAACCAGGUUGUCCAUGUCAGUGUCUAUUAUCAUCCACACUAAUUCAAGACAAAAAAUCCAUGAAUAGUGUAACUACACAAACAUUGUUUACAGGUGAAGUUAAAGGAAAAUUUUUUUAUCAUGAAACACAAGAUGGUCAUAAUCAUCAUUCUUGAAUUCUAUUGUUAUUAACGUCGUAGCGAUGUGUUGCUUUAAAAUCAUUUUUAACCAUAAUUUCUCCCUAUUGACUCCUUUUUUUCGAAUCCAUUUUAGAUAAUCAUGUAGUAACACACAGUUCAUUUCAUAUACUGAAUUAGUCAUUAGUUUGUUAUGAAUUUGUGUAUUCUCUAUUUACUUCGAUAAGACGUUUCCCAAGUCUUAUCUAUCUUGAAUUACAUUUUUUUCCUUUUUUUUCCUCACUGACAAUAAAAACACCAUCGUAUGACUAUCUACAUGCCUUAGUCUAAAUAUUGUCAUUAUAAUAGAACAGGAUAGGUAAAGUACUCAGUCAUCAUUAUCAUUCAUAGUUACUUUUAUCUACCUAAGUAAAAUAUUCCAAAUACAAAAAAGGUAACAAUCACCACUAAUCAACUUUGUCAGUUUCGCAU